Vicia villosa (hairy vetch) is the source of this 987-nucleotide messenger RNA. RefSeq lists its product as uncharacterized. The record is from RefSeq and is a predicted model, not a curated record. Gene Ontology annotation, molecular function: zinc ion binding; nucleic acid binding. Lineage: Eukaryota; Viridiplantae; Streptophyta; Magnoliopsida; Fabales; Fabaceae. The coding region runs from base 1 to 987 and encodes 328 amino acids. The transcript has 2 exons.
AUGGCGAAUGGAGGUUUCCCUUUUCAAAUGCCGAUGCUCACAAAGAACAACUAUGAUAAUUGGAGUAUCAAGAUGAAGGCGCUACUAGGAUCUCAAGAUGAGUCAAGAAAGAGAGACAAGAAAGCUCUCUUCCUCAUUUAUCAAUCGGUGGAUGAAGAUACUUUUGAGAAGAUAUCCAACGCAACGACGGCCAAAGAAGCAUGGGACAAGCUUCAAACUUGCAACAAAGGAGUUGAGCAGGUAAAAAAGAUUCGUCUUCAAACUCUUAGAGGUGACUUUGAAGGUUUGUUUAUGGAGGAGUCCAAGUCAAUUUCUGAUUAUUUUUCUCGAGUAUUAGCCGUAGUCAAUCAACUUAAAAGAAAUAGUGAAGAUGUUGAUGAUGUGAAAGUCAUGGAGAAAAUACUUCGCACUUUAAAUCCAAGUUUUGACUUCAUUGUUACCAACAUUGAAGAAAACAAGGAUUUAAAGACCAUGACCAUUGAGCAAAUCAUGGGUUCCUUACAAGCAUAUGAAGAAAAACAAAAGAGAAAAACUAAACAAAAGGAGGCUAUAGAGCAACUACUACAACUCAACAUAAAGGAAGCAAACUAUAUAAACUACAAGAGCCAAAGAGGACGAGGUCGUGGCCAAGAUCGUGGACGUGGACGAAGACGUGGAGGAGAAGGAAGAGGAGGUUACAACAACUACUCUAACAACUUCAACAAUGGAGAAAGAAGUUGGAAUCCACAAGCGACAAGAGGUCGUGGAAGAGGAAAUUCAUGGUUGAGGUACGAAAAAUCACAAAUCAAGUGCUUCAACUGCAACAAGGUUGGUCACUAUGCAUCCGAGUGUAGAUUCUCAAAGAAGGUUGAAGAGAAAGCUAACUUUGUAGAAGAAAAAGUUGGAGAAGAAGAAACUUUGCUACUCGCAUGUCAAAACCAAGUUGAAGAGAAAAGAAACAAGUGGUACCUCGAAACUGGUGCAAGCAACCACAUGUGCGGCGAUUGA